AUGGCAGCAGCUCCACCUACAUCUUCCUACCACAUUCCGAACCUGUACAACCUCCAUGGCCUAGUCGCCGUGGUCACAGGUGGUGGAACGGGUAUCGGACUGAUGAUCGCGCGUGGUCUGGCCGAGAAUGGUGCGCGAGUGUAUAUCACAGGACGACGGAGAGAAGUUCUUGAAAGGGUGGUGAACAGUGGGGCUAUCAAGGGUGAAGUCGUCGCGCUUCCCAUGGAUGUGACGAGUAAGCCAAGCAUCCUAGAGGCAAAGAAGACGCUGCAAGAGAAGGAAGGCAAGAUCCAUGUCCUUGUCAACAACGCAGGCCAAGUCGGACCCAUAUCGUCGUGGUUCAACGAUCUCUCUUCACCUAAUCACAAAGAUGCCGAGACACUUGGACAGGCAUUAUUCGACGAGUCAGAACAAGGCUGGGCCGACCUCUAUGCCAUCAACGUCUACCCUCUUUUCUUUGUGACGAUGGCUUUCCUCGGAUUACUCGACAAUGGCGCCAAGGAUCCACAAAAACCUGGGUACACAUCCAGUGUGAUCAAUAUUACAAGUAUGAGCUCCAUGAUGAAGCAAGCACAAGAGCAUUUCGCGUACAAUGCUGCCAAAGCUGCAGCAUCACACUUGACGCGCAUGAUGGCAACAGAAUUUGCCCUCAAGCACGUCCCAGUGCGGGUCAACGCUAUCGCGCCUGGGAUGUACGAGAGCGAGAUGACUAAAGACGUGAUCUCGCCGGAAGAGCUCGAUAAAAUGGCCAAAGGAGUAGUGCCUAUUCCUGCAAAGAGACCUGGAACCGGUGAAGAGAUGGCCGGAACUGUGGUGUACCUUGCGUCACCAUCAGGCUGUUAUGCAAACGGCCAGGAGAUCGUAAUCGAUGGGGGUUGCCUCGCCGUGAAUCCUUGA
This is a messenger RNA of Guyanagaster necrorhizus, 897 nucleotides long. Its product is annotated as short-chain dehydrogenase. Bases 1 to 897 code for a protein of 298 amino acids. The record is from RefSeq and is a predicted model, not a curated record. The transcript has 4 exons. NCBI's taxonomy places the organism in Eukaryota, Fungi, Basidiomycota, Agaricomycetes, Agaricales, Physalacriaceae.